UAAUGUGGCAGUGAGCGGCUCACCGAUGUCUCGAAAAGACUUUGCCAGACGGAGUGAAAUGGAUUUUGACUAUAACGGAGAAUAAUUUUGUCUCAAUGUGUGUCACACAGAAUAUUAGUGAUGAGGUGGUUUCUGUGGAUACUGCUGUUAGCCAGUGGUCUUUAUCAGAUCGUGUCCCAAAACUCCACCGACAUGCCCGUUGUGACCACAGAUUUACACCCCGUCAACAGGACACAGUACUGUAAAUGGCCGUGCAAGUGUCCCAAGAGCGCCCCCGUGUGCGCUCCGGGGGUCAGUCUACUUACAGACGGCUGUGACUGCUGCAAGGUAUGUGCAAAACAGAUGGGUGCAACCUGCAACGAAAGAGACACCUGUGACUACCAUAAGGGAUUGUACUGUGACUACAGCGCUGACAAGCCUAGAUACGAAAAAGGAGUGUGUGCAUAUCUGAUGGGGACAGGCUGUGAAUAUGAUGGUGUGAUUUACCGAAACGGCCAGAGUUUCCAGCCCAGCUGUAAGUACCGCUGCCUGUGUGUGAAUGGGGCAAUUGGGUGCGUGUCGCUGUGCACCGACGCCCCGCCACCCCGGGUUUGGUGCCAGUCAGCCAAGAAGGUGAGAAUUCCAGGCCGCUGCUGUGAGCAGUGGAUCUGCGACGAGUUUCAAAAACCACGCAAGACCAGGCCCAGGCAUGCUCCCGAGGUGGCUCUAAGCACCAAUGAGAUCUGGCACAAAAACUGCAUUGCCCAGACUACCCCUUGGAGCCCCUGCUCGAAGACCUGUGGGCGGGGUGUAUCUAUGCGAAUUUCCAAUGAAAACACCCAGUGUGAGAUGGAGAAAGAAACCCGAAUGUGCAACAUUCGCCCCUGUGAGGUGGACAUCACCAAAUACUUUCGGCCAGGAAAAAAGUGCCUGAACAUCUACCGUGAGCAGGAGUUCCAGAACUUCACCAUCUCCGGCUGUGUCAGUAAGAAACCAUACUGGCCCAAAUACUGCGGUGUGUGUUCUGAUGAACGCUGCUGCAUUCCGUACAAGUCAAAGACCAUCGAGGUGGAAUUUCAGUGUCCCAACGGGUCAGUCUUCACUUGGAAGUACAUGUGGAUCAAUGCUUGCUUCUGCAACCUCUCUUGCAGGAACCCCAAUGACAUCUUUGCUGAGCUGGAGCCCUUCUUUGAGCCCAGCGAGAUCAUGAAUUGAGAAGGGCAGUGAUAAUACCAUAGACCCUCUGCCAUAUGACAUUCUCUGCAGGGAUCAAUGCUCACAUGAGUAUUGAUCAUAAGUGGAUUCAGAAGGUCAAAGUGCAGUAAGGAAUAUUUCAUCUAUGUGUUCAGGUUAUAUAUGUGCACGGUUAACAUGCAACCUGACUGAGCAAAAGUUUCAGUAAUGCGUUUUAAGGCUCCAUGGGGUACACAGCUUGGAAGGAAUUAAAGUUGGCAGGUCAUUCGGAACUUUUACAGAAAGGAUGAUAAAUUUAAUUUACGUUCGCCAAAAGGCUGGCGUUCCUUGUGCACAGAGCAGCCAAAGAGCUUAUGCAAUCUUCACUUGAUCCGAGAGAUAUGGAAAUGUUUAUUUCACGUCAGAAUCAACUGUUAAAACUUUUGAAAUAUGAAAAUGAAAGUAAAUGAAAAUGAAAAUGAAAGUAUGAAAGCAAAAUUCGGCAUUCUAGUUUGUGGCCUGUCAUGCAGGCACAUACGGGCAUGGCAGAACUACUAAUCAGCACAGAGUGGUGCAAGUACAGAACGAGAUUGGGUCAGAAUCAAUACAUGAUCCAAAACUAUGGUUAGGCGUGCCGCCGUAAUGUCCCAGCAGAAUAACUCCUCUUUCCCAUUAAAAGCCGAGUGUGAGCCGGUAACACAGUGCAGUGACCAUUUCGUCCUGACGGCGAGCAUGCAGGAACUGCAGUGCCAAAGGAAUUCACUGAUGAGGAAACAGACAUACUGUAACAAUAAUCUCUUGUUUUUAUAAUAAUAAGUAUAAACAACAGUACUACAAAAAUAAUUAACAACACCAACGAUAAUUAUGAUAAUGAAUAUUGUCAUUAUUGUUGUUCACUGUGAUAAGAAUAAAAUGAAUGGCUACAUAA
Electrophorus electricus (electric eel) is the source of this 2080-nucleotide messenger RNA. It is a transcript of the gene ccn4b, whose product is annotated as cellular communication network factor 4b. The record is from RefSeq and is a predicted model, not a curated record. Gene Ontology annotation, molecular function: heparin binding; integrin binding. Lineage: Eukaryota; Metazoa; Chordata; Actinopteri; Gymnotiformes; Gymnotidae. Gene Ontology annotation, biological process: cell adhesion; positive regulation of cell differentiation; signal transduction. Gene Ontology annotation, cellular component: extracellular region; extracellular matrix.